Messenger RNA from Pseudocercospora fijiensis CIRAD86, 3504 nucleotides. RefSeq lists its product as uncharacterized. Lineage: Eukaryota; Fungi; Ascomycota; Dothideomycetes; Mycosphaerellales; Mycosphaerellaceae. The record is from RefSeq and is a predicted model, not a curated record. The coding region runs from base 1 to 3504 and encodes 1167 amino acids. The transcript is spliced from 12 exons.
AUGACUGCAGACUUUGGGCAGACUCACGGCACUGAGACGUGCUGUGGACAUGGAGAGAUCGCCAGGCUGAAGCGAAGACGGCAACCACCAGCCAGGUUCAAGCUUCGAACACAAGGCCAAACACUAUUGUAUCUUUACGACUGGAUUCAGAGCCUGGAGUCGCGAGGAAACUGGCUGACUGUCUCUGGCUUCGGGUCAAGGCUGACAGCCGUUACGUCAACAUAUCAGGCCUUCAGAGCUGGUCGUUCGCCCUGUCAGCUUGUCUUGGUUUUCCUACAUGUACUGAGUCCAGACCUGUUUCCAUCACGAUGCGCCCGCUUCUGCUCAACCGAGCAAUGGCGAGGGAGUAAUGCUGAUCAAAGUACCAGGCAUGAUCUCGCCGAGCCAUGGCUUCGAGGUAUGUCCACCAAUUCAUCUAAAUACCUCACAAGCGCCAAAUGCUUAUCCAGGUUGUCACAGAAGUCAUCAACGUUUGGACUUGAGCUCAUGCAUCUUCUGAUUAUGCACCCCGCGCUGCCUCGUCUUGGAAAAUGCGUACCUGCAGCUUCUGCCAUGUGGUUCGGUGUCGCAAACAUGCCGCACGACAUGAGCGCCACUAACACGGCGUGUCGAGCCGAGGCUUCGGCCCGAGGCCCACACUGCCGAGCUGAGCUCUCUCACUCAAAUUCAGGUCAUCCAUCCCCCACGCAAGAUUUGACCCGACAAGAAGCCAAGAUGCCAAAAGUCAAGAAACCUCGAAAAAGCCGACGACUCGGACCAACAAGCAGAACGAAACAAACCGACUCGCCACAACCCAUCACUCAACCCCUCGAGCAAAACUCCAAAAUCCUCAACCUCCCAAAAGAACUUCUGUCGCACAUCCUCAGCUACACUCUGACACGAGAAGCACCUAUCAUCCUCCACUCCAACUCUUCCCGCCGCUGGAGAACCGAACUCGCCACCCUCAACGCACUCCCACUAUGCUGGGGCAGCGCAAAAAAAGACCGGAGCCUCGACAUCCUCCUCGUCUCUAAAGCCUUCUACUUCGCCGGCGUCGAGGCAUUCUACAGCUCCAACACUUUCCAAUUCGGUUCCGUCACAGCACUGACCAAACUCCUCAACUCCAUCGACUCAGAUCGCAAAAAUUGCAUUCAGAAGAUCCGGCUACUGCAAUUCUGCAAUCCUGUUAUGAGUGGAUAUGAGCUUGAGUCACCUGAAGAAAUGAGUCUUAAGGAGCUCAAAGGUGCUGAAACGAUACCCGCUGGGCUUCCGGGGAAAUUGCCGAGAUUGAAACAAGUUAGGAUUAGGUGUGUGGCUAAUGGGUGUUAUUUUCAUUCUGAGAAGGAGAGGGUGAUGGUGAGGGGUAUGAUUCAGGAUGUGUUGAGGAACAAAUGGGGGGAAUUGCCUGAAGGCGUGGAGGUGGAGAUUGAGGUUGUGGGUGUCUGCUGCUAUGACAUCCAUGCGGGUGCGCGCAGUGUGGACUGUUGCAGGUAUGUCAUGUCGCUCUUCCAUCAGAUCAGAUCCAUUACUGAGCUCUUAGCUCCUGGAGACGCAGUCCUUGCCAAAUCAAAACUCCAGUCAGGCUUUCAAGCAUUCAGCUCGCCUAACGACUUUCGGCCAUGUCUCCCAUCGAAAUCCAACCCCAUCCUUCUCUCCUGCGGCCCGGACCUCAUCAAACCCAUCUCCCAAAGUCCCUCCGCAACGCACAUAGCCUUCCUCGCCUUACCAUGCGUGCUGAGUCGUCCAACGUUUCCGAACGACUUCAGACGACGCGCCACCGUCUCCUCAGCGGCCUUGACCUUAUCAAACACAUCUCCAAACGUAUCUUCGCGACACACCCAAACGAUCAACCACUCAGGAGCCCCCGCUCUCCCCAUCCAACCGGACUGCGGCCAAUACAAGAUUUCCUGCCAAGACCCAAUCUUCUUGCCACUGCGCUCCGCCGCGGGCCAUAAAACCCUGUUCUUACAUCUGACCAGUUGUGUUCGCCACUGGCGCUUUGGAUCCCUCGAUGGUGCUGUUGAAGGUUCGAGAGACGCGCUUGACAGCGAAGAGCUGGAUGGCAGGCCUGCGGAAGCGUUUGACGACGUAUCUGUCAUCGUUGGCGACGAAGAGGAGGAUGUUUUCGAGCAGCUCCGGGAUGGCGAACGUGCGACCUGCUGCGGAGGUAGCCAUGGUGGAUGCGGGUCUGGAGUGGUGUUGGUGUUGUGGCAAGUUAUAAGUGCGCGCGGUUGGCUGAUGAAAACUCGAAGCCUCACUCUCACUCACUUCGGCUGGAUCGGACCGUCAGCUUUCACAUGCAUCGGCGUCGGCAUUUUGCUUGCUUCGUGCCCGCGUUGGCAUUUCGCCUGCUCGCAAGAUGUCCUGGAACAAGUGCGAAAGCAAGAAGUCCGUGGGCCUCGCUACGCCGGGAUGGAGAAGGGAAAAUUGCAUGUUCAUGUUCAUGCACUUCAGCACGACUAUCUGGCCAGAUUGACCCUCAGACAUCCGCUGACGUGGAGCGAUGCCGCUUCGAGGAACGAGAACAAUGCCAAUUUACGAUCUCCAAAGAAAGUAGGAAGACAAAGCUAUCAAAGACAAAGACCUCGUUCUACAAUCCUUUGUCGCUGGCGCAAUAUAAGCACUACUUCUUUGGUCAACGUUGACGCCCUUCAGCACCAUCUUCGAAGCCCCAAACUGAUGUCCAAGCAGGCUCUUGGCCCCAUUGAUCCCGAACUUCAACCAGGCACUCAUCACCUCGACCCAGUCCCUACUUCCAACACCACUUCGCCCAGACGUAUCGUCAACAUGCCUACAGCCCACUUUGACAGUGAGCAAGAGCUCUUCGAAGCCGAAGACUCUCCUCAAAAAAACCUCAUGGACCUCUUCUGGAUUCCAAAAAUAGGUGAGAAGAUCCUCCUCGACAUGCAUCCCGCUGACGUCUUCUCCACUCUCAGAACCAAUCGCCAAUUCAAAGCCAUCAUCGACAACUCGCCCGCUCUACAGAAAAGGCUGUUCCUCGCUCAGCUCCCAGAAGAUGAAACCUUGACAAAUUUCAAAACCUGGUCCAUCACUCCCGACACAGCUUGGAAACCAAACACCCUUCUCUGCCCAGAGUCUCGCAACGACACCCAAAUUCCCACCUCCCAGAAAACUCCCCGUCGACACUUCGUCCACGACCUCUUCCCCCACGCCGUUCUCUCGUGCGAAUGGCUCCAUUACCCCGUCAAUCUUCCCGGAGACAUUCAAAGCUGGCAAAUCGCACAUUCCAAAAAGCAGUUCACCAGAAUCUUUGUUCUCCGAAUUCAAUCGCAAGCGACUCACAAAGAAGAAGAAGAAGAAGAAGAAGAAACUUUUCCCGCACGUAUUCCAUCGGCGGGCGAGAAAAUGUUCCUUACUGACAGACCGACGUUCCAUUUCGUGCAGAUUGUUGAUCUUCGGGGUCAGAAAACGGACUUGCUGAGAUGGUUACGACCGGGAAACUUGACGGGUGAUUUCUUGAUCUGCAGAAUAUGCGGUUCGACCUGGUCCACGAAUGAAAGGUAA